Molecule: messenger RNA, 2006 nt
Organism: Oldenlandia corymbosa var. corymbosa
Lineage: Eukaryota; Viridiplantae; Streptophyta; Magnoliopsida; Gentianales; Rubiaceae
Source: the annotation of a GenBank genome assembly
AACGCAUGGGAAAUUGGCAGACAGAAAAGGUGAAAUUAGGAGUUAAACAAGGACGGAGACGGAAAUCAAAACAUUUUAGACUUUAGAGAAUCGAAACAGACAACGACGGAACAGAACAGAACAGAACAGAACAGAUAACGCCAUCAAGCUUUUUUGAAAGGAGGACUGAGAAGCUCCGAUUUCGUACGCUCGGCGGCAUCAUCAAAUCAGGUUUAAGAGAUCGAGCUCGCGAUGCUGGGGGUUCUAAGGCGGAAAGUCGCCUCUGAUGCAUCUUCUGCUUUGAUUGCAAGGAGAUCAUGGCAUAGAGUUCGUCCUGCUACCACAGAAGAGGUUUUAUCUCAUCGAAGAUGCAUUGACGCUAGAAAUUUUUCACACAUCACAAUAUCUGGACCUAUGGAUGGCAGAGUCUCAAGGGUAAUCAAAGAAAACCUUCUUCCCCAAAUCAUCAUUCCAUCAGGGAACAGGGCAUUUUGUUCUAACAGCGGUGAUCUAGUGGAUGCUGUCGUUCCGUUUAUGGGAGAGUCAAUAUCUGAUGGGACAUUAGCAACGUUCUUGAAGAAACCUGGGGAUAGAGUUGAAGUUGAUGAGCCAAUUGCCCAAAUCGAAACAGACAAGGUAACAAUAGACGUAGCCAGUCCAGAAGCAGGUGUAGUCCAAGAGCUUAUAGCCAAGGAAGGGGACACUGUGGAACCUGGCACUAAGAUUGCAGUCAUUUCAAAAUCUGCAGAGGGCGUUUCCGGUGUUUCUUCACCAGAGAAGCCUGUUGAAAACGCUACUCCUGAGGAAAAACCGGAGGUAUCCAAGCCUGAAAAGAAAUCUCCUGCUGCAGAAUUGAAAAAAGAGAAGCCAAAGCCUAAAUCUAAUGCUUCCCCACCGCCUCCUCAGAAAAUGGCGACAGAGCCCCAGCUUGCCCCAAAAGCAAGAGAAAGACGAGUUCCCAUGACAAAAAUCAGGCAAAGAGUUAGAGACCGCUUGAAAGAUGCCCAAAAUACUUAUGCAUUGCUGACAACAUUCAAUGAAAUAGACAUGACAAAUCUCAUGAAACUUCGAUCAGAGUACAAGGAUGCCUUUUUCGAAAAGCAUGGGGUGAAGCUUGGAUUUAUGUCUGGGUUUGUGAAAGCUGCUGUCAGCGGACUUCAGAAUCAGCCUGUAAUAAAUGCAGUGAUUGAUGGUGGUGAUAUUAUUUACAGAGAUUAUAUAGACAUCAGCAUAGCGGUUGGUACCCCCAGGGGUCUCGUGGUUCCUGUUGUCCGUGAUGUUGAUAAGAUGAACUUCGCAGAGAUUGAGAAGGAGAUUAACACAUUGGCCAAGAAAGCAACUACCGGGACUAUAUCAAUCGACGAUAUGGUAGGAGGAACAUUCACAAUAUCCAAUGGUGGUGUAUAUGGAAGCCUUCUGAGCACUCCAAUCAUCAAUCCCCCUCAGGUAUAGUUCCUUUGGUGAUGCAAGGUUCUUAAUGAUGCGUUCUUUUCCAUUUUCCUUUUAUUAGUAAUAAUAUAACCUUUUACUUAAACAGUCUGCUAUUCUUGGAAUGCACUCGAUAAUCAACCGUCCAGUGGUUGUGGGAGGCAACAUAGUCGCAAGACCUAUGAUGUAUGUUGCGCUGACCUAUGACCAUAGACUAAUUGAUGGAAAAGAAGCAGUGCACUUCUUGAAAAGAAUCAAAGAUGUUGUUGAAGAUCCCCACCGCUUGCUGCUUGAUAUAUAGAGAAUUUAGCUGUGGCCUGCCAGUUUUUUAUCUGAUGAGAGCUAAAGUUCCCGGAUGUAGUUUUUUUGUUUGAUGAAUAUGAAGGAAAAAGUAAAUUCUAGGCUUUAUUUGAAGGAGAGCACGUUCUGGCUGGCUGUUACAGAACUUGGAAGUUGGAACCCAGAAUUAUGGUGUUUAAAUUUUGACUGGUAGCUUGUAGGGAUCAUCAUUAUUUUGGACUUGGCCUAUAUUCUUUCUUUAAUGACUUUAUGGAAAUAUACUGAUUUCAUGGAAAUGGAGAAAAAAGUUUUGUUUUCUA